Molecule: messenger RNA, 680 nt
Organism: Panicum hallii
Lineage: Eukaryota; Viridiplantae; Streptophyta; Magnoliopsida; Poales; Poaceae
Product: 40S ribosomal protein S26
Exons: 5
Coding region: 62-472 (136 amino acids)
Biological process (GO): translation
Cellular component (GO): cytosolic small ribosomal subunit; ribosome
Molecular function (GO): mRNA binding; structural constituent of ribosome
Source: RefSeq, a predicted model, not a curated record
UCCCUCCCUGACCCUGAGAAACCCUAGUGGAGCUUCAGGAUCGACCUCUCGCGCCGCCGCCAUGACUUUCAAGCGCCGCAACGGCGGCCGCAACAAGCACGGCCGCGGCCAUGUCAAGUACAUCCGUUGCUCCAACUGCGCCAAGUGCUGCCCCAAGGACAAGGCGAUCAAGAGGUUUCAGGUGAGGAACAUCGUGGAGCAGGCGGCCAUCAGGGACGUUCAGGAAGCGUGCGUCCAUGACGGAUACGUCCUUCCCAAGCUGUACGCUAAGGUCCACCACUGCGUCUCGUGCGCGAUCCACGCUCACAUCGUCCGCGUCCGAUCCCGGGAGAAGCGCAGGGACCGCAAGCCACCGGAACGCUUCAGGCGCAGGGAGGAUAGGCCUGCUGGUGGGCAAGGAGGCCCCCGCCCUGGUGGACCUGGCCCUGCCGGUGCUGCUGCGGCUCCUGCACCAAAUGCUCCUCGCCCAUAGGUUUAGCUUAUCGACCUCAUAAGUCUGGCCUGCUGGUAGCCAUGGAUGUCUUAAUUCAGUAUCAGUGUGAUCAAUCAGGGGAGUGUGGAUUUGCUAUAUUAGUAGAACUUUUGUCUGAAGUCUGGAAUGUUUGCUAAGAUAAUAUCUUGUCGUUUGAAUAUUUAUGCUCAGCUAUAAUUUCACUUGAACUUCAGUGGGUUCUAUGAUA